CGAUCACACGCACGUGACGUGGAUUGUUUACCGUGUCCGGAAGUGCGGCGGCUGUUUAGUUAGGUGUUUUAUCCUUUCAUCACGGACUCCAGCUGUUAUUGCGCUUAGCUCAACCUGAAACUGUUCAAAGUCUUUCGCCCAUUAAGCGACCACAUGUGUUUGCCUGACGUCCAGCGUACACAGAGGACGUGCUGCUGCCGGAAACUGUAACUGCCAUAACAGCAGGCUAACAGGCUAACAGGGCUGCCGGCUGCCUGCAGCUUUAUUCUGUGUGAACUUUAUUGAAACACAUUUAGUUUAGACGGAAUCAUGAAUGUGAGUGAGCAGAAGCCUGGGCACAUUGUGUAAGUGGGCUGUGGUUUGGGAACAGGUAUGUGAAUGAAGCUGGGGACGUAAACAGAGCAGCUGGACCUUUGAACCGGUGGAGGAGAUGGAGGAGAAAUACAGCAGCAACGUCCUCUCGGGGGGGAAACUGGGCAUGGUGGAGGUGCCCAACUCUAGAUUAACUAGGUACAUAGUUUUACUGGUUGUCACGAAGGUCCUCAAGGCUCUCGGGAUCUUUGAAUCUUACGACAUCCUAAAAGUUGUUCACAUCGUCCAGUUUAUCUUCAUAUUAAAGUUAGGGAGUGCUGUUAUUCUGCUUUUCUUUCAAAAGCCUUUCUCCUCUGGAAAAGUCAUCUCAAAAAGACAGUGGAUAAAGUUACUAAAGCAUGCUGUUUUCAGCUGUGUCAUCUCCCUCCUGGGCUUCUUCGGUCUAACACUCUGUGGGCCUCUGAGGACGUUGUUGCUUUUUGAGCACAGUGACGUGGUGGUCAUUGCUCUCCUCGGUGUCCUGUUCACAAGCUCCGGAGGCGGGCCGUCCAAGACCAGAGGUGCCGCUUUAUUCAUCAUCGCUGUGAUCUGCCUCCUCCUCUUUGACAACGACGAUCUCAUGGCAAAGAUGGCAGAGCACCCUGAGGGACAUCAUGACAGCGCGCUCACUCAUUUCCUCUACACUGCCAUUGCAUUUUUAGGGGUUGCAGAUCACAAAGGUGGUGUUGUGCUGCUGGUGGCCUCCUUGUGCCUGAAGGUGGGCUUCCACACUGCCUCCAGGAAACUGUCAGUGGAAAUUGGUGGUGCAAAACGCCUCUAUGCCCUUGACAACCUGGUUUCUGCCAUGGUGCUGCUGCCCUGGGUCAUUGUGCUCUCAGCAACCACAGAAAGUAAAGUAGAAUCGUGGUCGUCCCUCAUCCUGCCGUUCGGGAUGAUCAUCUUCUCCGUAAUGAUCCUGGAGUUUUACGUCGAGGCCGUCUGCAACGCAAAGAUGGAGACGCCGAGAUGCGCCCGCUACGGCACCAUCGCCCUCUUCCUCAGCGCCCUGCUGCUGGCCAACUUCUGGACUCACCCGCUGACCGACCAGCUGCGCUCCAUGAGCAAGCCGCCCCAGCAGGUCAGCACGGAGCAUGUGCUCUCUGGAGGAGUACUAGUCAGCGCCGUAUUCUUCAUCAUGUCCUCCAGUAUUCUCUCGUCUCCGUCAAAGAAAGGUCAGAAGGGCACCUUGGUGGGUUACUCGCCCGAAGGGACCCCUCUGUACAACUUCAUGGGUGACGCCCUGCAGCACACGUCGCAGUCCCUCCCGCGGUUCAUCAAAGAGUCUCUGAAACAGAUCCUGGAGGAGUACGACUCCAGACAGAUCUUCUACUUCCUGUGUCUCAACCUGGCCUUCACCUUUGUGGAGCUGUUUUAUGGUGUUUGGACCAACAGCUUGGGACUGAUCUCCGACGGCUUCCACAUGCUAUUCGACUGCUCAGCUUUAGUCCUCGGCUUGUUUGCUGCCCUGAUGACCCGCUGGAAAGCUACCAGGAUCUUCUCCUACGGUUAUGGUCGUGUUGAAAUACUUUCUGGAUUCAUCAACGGCCUGUUCCUGAUGGUCAUUGCUUUCUUUGUCUUUAUGGAGUCAGUCACCCGUGUGUUGGAUCCUCCUAAUAUAAACACAGACAUGCUGACUCCGGUGUCCGUCGGAGGUUUACUGGUCAACCUGGUGGGUAUCUGCGCGUUCAGUCACGCUCACUCCCACGGCAGCAAAAGCUGCUCUUCACAUGACCACGGCCACUCCCACAGCGAGCACAGCCACGGAGGGCACGGCCACUCUCACGGAGGACACGGCCACUCUCACGGAGGGCACGGCCACUCUCACGGAGGACACGGGCACGGCGGACACGGGCACUCUCAUGGCUCGGGGGGCGGAGGCAUGAACGCUAAUAUGAGAGGUGUUUUCCUCCACGUCCUCGCUGACACGUUGGGCAGCGUCGGCGUGAUCAUCUCCACCAUCCUCAUCCGUCAGUUCGGCUGGUUGAUCGCUGACCCUAUUUGCUCGCUUUUCAUCGCCACGCUUAUUUUUCUCAGCGUCAUCCCUCUGCUGAAGGACGCCUGCGAGGUUCUUCUUCUACGAGCUCCCCCAGAAAACGAGAAGGACCUAAACAGCGCACUGGAAAAGAUCGAGAAGAUUGAAGGAGUUCUGUCGUACAGAGACCCUCAUUUCUGGAGGCAUUCGGCCAACAUGAUCGCAGGGACCAUCCACCUCCAGAUCAUGUCCGAUGUGGUGGAGCAGAGGAUCGUACAGCAGGUGACAGCCAUUUUGAAAGACGCUGGUGUGAACAACCUGUCGGUCCAGGUGGAGAAGGAGGCGUACUUCCAGCACAUGUCUGGACUCAGCACCGGGUUUCAGGAAGUUCUGGCAAUGACCCAGCAGAUGGAGACUAUGAAAUACCUGAAAGACGGGACGUGUAUCAUGUAACAACCAUCUGUGGGACCAAAUGAAACUUUACAGACUCAAUCUCUUUUUCAUUGAAAUGUACAGUAUAUGUAUGUAUGUGGUUCUAAUAAAUCUGAAUAUAUUGGUUUUA
Molecule: messenger RNA, 2885 nt
Organism: Morone saxatilis (striped sea-bass)
Lineage: Eukaryota; Metazoa; Chordata; Actinopteri; Moronidae
Gene: slc30a5
Product: solute carrier family 30 member 5
Exons: 16
Coding region: 431-2776 (781 amino acids)
Biological process (GO): transmembrane transport; zinc ion transport; intracellular zinc ion homeostasis
Cellular component (GO): membrane; Golgi apparatus
Molecular function (GO): zinc ion transmembrane transporter activity
Source: RefSeq, a predicted model, not a curated record